Molecule: messenger RNA, 513 nt
Organism: Prorocentrum cordatum
Lineage: Eukaryota; Dinophyceae; Prorocentrales; Prorocentraceae
Source: the annotation of a GenBank genome assembly
AUGCUGGCAAACACGUCUGACCUCUUUUCCACCAGCGACGCACUGAUUGUCAUUGAAUAUUCGGCUACUGGCCGCCCAGCCCUAGUCAGCAUGAAUAGUGCAAUCAGCGCUUGCGCGAGAAGUGGGCGAUGGCAGGUGGUGAUGUCGUUGCUGAGGCUUUUCCAGGGCGAGGGUGUGGAGCCCGACGCCAUUACUUUUAACGUUGCGAUCCAUGCUUGUGGACAAGGUGAUCAGUGGGAAACUGGAUUGUCGUUGUUGGCGGAAGCGUGGGAGGCGGGGGUGAAGCCGAACACCAGAACUUAUAGCGCUGUGAUGAGUGCGUGCGGGAUGAGCUUGGAGUGGAAGCGGGCGCUGUCGUUGCUGAGAGACUUGAGGGAAUCUAAGUUGGAGCCAGAUGCCAUCACUGCUAGCAUUGCUACCCAAUCACGCGAGAGAGCAGGGCAGUUGGGGCAGGGAUGGCAGCUGCUUGAGGAGUUUGGCGACGCGAAUUUGGAACCAGAUGUCGCCAGCUAA